AUGCUGGACGAAUUGGCGGGCGAAAACCCGUUUCUCCACCUGUACAAGGACAUUUCGCGGUUCUACCCGCCCAAAUCCGCGAAAGGCCAGGUGGAGCCGGAUAUCCGCGGGAGCGUCUAUCAGUACGAACGAAUCUAUUUCGUGAAGUGGAUGGACCUGAGUCUGAGCGACGCCACGUGGGAGCGCGCAUGUGACAUCAACGUACCCGCUUCGAUCGAAUUCCACGUAGGACGACGCGAAGAUCCAGCAGUUCGUCGACUACAACACCAUUCCCCCGCGGUUACUCGCUCUCUACGGCGACUAUCUCCCCGAGAACUACCUCUGUUUCCCCGUUUCUCCGUUUUAAGGGUAGCUCUGUUCCUGCCUCGGCCGCCGCCAGACCACCCGACGUCGGUGCCGGUGGUGCAGCAAAUCACGAAGGGGAAGCGCGGACGUCCUCGGAAGAUCGACGCGCCGCGGCGUCGGAACAAGCUGCGGAUGUGUAUCGACCCGAACGUGCCGGUAGUGGACCGGAACGAGGCGAAGGCGAACGGGUAUCGGCCGCCGCUGGGCGGCGUGUGGCGGCGGAUUCUGAACAUCGUGAUGGUGCUGAGCAACUGCAGGCAGCUGGACAUCGCGACGUUCUGCGGGUUCGCGCAGAGCUCGCUGAGUCUCUGGGUCAACGGGAAGUACUGCGGAGACACCAAGCAGAUGCUGCAGAAGCUUAAACACUGGGUCGAUAAGACCUAUCCCGAGCUUGGAAAAAUCGCGCGCGCCAACACGCAACUCGAUCCGUUCUUGAAAGCCUGCCAUCCCUGGCUGUCCGAGUACGUGCGAAGCCACCCCGAGCUCGACUUGAACGAGAGCGACGUCGACGUGCUGCUCGGCGUGCAGGAGGAACAAAAACCCGAUCCCAAGCCCUCCAAACGCGCAGCCGGCGGCGCCAAGCCCUCCAAGCGCGACGAGAUCUUCGAGAUUUCCCCGUUCCCGCCCGCCACGCACAGCGAGAAACUCUAUUCCAGCGACUUCGACUUCCAGCAGGCCAUGAAAUACUGUUCCGGGUUCGGACCCAUCGGCACGUGCUCCCUUCUCCCCGAAGAGCCCGCCAAAGCCGACCAGCAGGACCGCACCGUGAUUUUCCGCGUCAUCGACGGCGUUUCCUACGACCCUCCCGCGGUUAUCGCGCCGUCGCUCGCGGAGAAGAAGCCGGUGGUGCUGCCCCCCGCGAUUGCGGCGCCGCUGCCGGGGAAAGUGGAGCUGACGUACGUGCAGAGCGUGGGGUUGGAGGAGGUGCGCGCGGUGCAGGAAGCCGGGCUGGACGCGAGUUAUUCGCUGAACGACGUGAUGAAAACAGUGAUCUAUAAUGAUCAUGAGAUCGAUCCCGCGGGGUACGCGGUGCGCAACAUGGUGAUCGGCGUGAUUGACAACACCGUGGAGAAUUUCGGCGGGCUGCGCGCCUGCGCGGCGGAGCUGCGGAACGGGAAUAAAUUCGUGUUGGAAGUGAACAAUCUGGGCAGCUCGGCGGAGUGCGUGCUGCCCAUUCUCAAUUCCAAGAGCGCGUUCGCUUUCAAUCCACAGGUCGCAGCCGAGAAAACCCCCGUUUCCGAAUCGGGAGCCUCGCCUGUGCCGACGGAGCCUCGAGAAGGGGAAACUGGGGAAACCGGGGAACCAGCAGCAGCAACAACAACAACAACAAAAGGGAAUGAAAUGGAAGAAGAAGAAGAAGAAGAAGAAGAAGAAGCAGAGGAAGCAGAAGAAGAAGGAGAAGGAGAAGGAGAAGACGAGGGCGAAGAAGGAGAAACUGGAGAAACCAUGGAAACCGUAGAAACGCCGAUCAAAGAAGAAGAAGAAGAGGAAGAGAGUGUGAAGGUGGAGGUGAAGGUGGAGAGGGAGAGCGCGAAGAAACCGGCGUCUUCCCGCGGGCAGUCGAUCGUGCCGUCGACAAAGAUGAUCGCAUUGAACCGGGCGAAGAAGCGCGCGUUCGCGGAGAGCUGCGCGCGCAAGAGCGUGACGGUGGACGAUCUGAUGUGCAUGCUGUUUAAGCCGAGUCGUCUCAACGCUCCCAUCGCGUUGCUGCCGCCGCCUCCGGCAUUGCCGAUGCGGCCGAGCUUUUCUCGGUACGAGUCGUCCCCGACGUACAAAAACGAUCUGCGGCUGCGGGACUACCAAGUGGUGAGUUUGAAUUGGAUGGUCGAGAAGUGGCGGGCGCACGAAGGAAUGAUCCUGGGCGACGAAAUGGGCUUAGGGAAGACGAUCCAAGUGAUCGCUCUGCUGCACCAUUUCAUCACGGUGGAGAACCAGGAGGGCCCGUAUCUCGUGAUCUCGCCGCUGUCGACGCUGAAGAACUGGCUGCGCGAGUUCGCGACGUGGACGUCGAUCCGCGUCUGCUGCUACCACAGCGAGGGGAAGGGGAAGGACGAGCGUCAGCUCAUCCAGGCGUACAACUGGUUCUUCAAGGGCCUGCCAGCGCGCGGGCUGUACAAGUUCAACGUGCUGCUGACGACGUACGAGGUGGUGAUGAAGGACUGGGGCGUGCUGGGCGACAUCGCGUGGGAAGGCGUGGUGAUGGACGAGGCGCACCGCAUGCGGAACAACAACUGCAAGUUCAUGCAGUUCAUCUCCAAAGUGAAGACCGAGCACAAGCUGCUGCUCACCGGCACGCCGCUGCAGAACAACACGGGCGAGCUCUGGCCGCUGCUGAACUUCAUCGAGGUGAAGGAGGCGGGGACCAUGGCGCGGUUCAAAGAAGCGUUCGGCGAUCUGCGGUCCAACGAGCAGGUCGAGAAGCUGCGCGCAUUACUCGCCUCCUGCAUGCUGCGACGCGUCAAGGAGGACGUGGAGAAGAGUAUCCCGCGGAAGCAGGAGACCAUCAUCGUCAUGCAGCUCACCACCACGCAGAAACAGUAUUACAAAGCCAUCUACGACCGCAACCGCAGCUUCCUCUACAAGGGCUGCAAGAAGUCCACGGUCCCUUCCCUCAUGCACAUCGAGACGCAGCUCCGCAAGGUCUGCAACCACCCCUUCCUCAUCAAGAAGGAAGAACAGGCCGCCCUCGAAGCUCAGCAGGCUCAGCAGGCUCAGCAGGCUCAGCAAGCCGGCGAAAAUGGCGGCAAAACCGCGGAGGGCGAAGAAACCGCGGGAUCCUCGGCGUCUUCGGGUUCCGCGGUUUUGCCGCCCAUCGUGUCGUGCUCGGGGAAGAUGGUGCUGCUGGACAAGCUUCUCCCGCGGUUACAGUCGGAAGGGCACCGCGUGCUGAUCUUCAGCCAGUUCGUGAAAAUGCUGGACAUCCUGGAGGAGUACUGCCAGCUGCGCGCGUUCAAAGUGGCGCGGAUCGACGGGCAGACGAAGGGGAACGACCGGCAGACGGCGAUCGACGCGUUCUCGCGCGAGGACAGCGACUGCUUCAUCUUCCUCCUCUCCACGCGCGCUGGCGGGUUGGGCAUCAAUUUAACCGCGGCCGACACGGUGGUGAUCUACGACUCGGACUGGAACCCGCAGAACGACUCGCAGGCGACGGCGCGCUGCCACCGCAUCGGGCAGAAGCAGGAAGUCUCCGUCUACCGCCUGCUCACGCAGAACACCUACGAGUACGAGAUGUUCGAGCGCGCCUCGCGCAAGCUCGCCAUCGAGUCCGUCGUCCUGGACCGCGAGAAACCCGCGGGAACCGCGGGAGCCGCGCGGGAAGACUCGGUGUUGCCCGAGGAAUCGACGAUUUCCGCGGUGGAUUCGGAACGAAUCGGCGGCGACGACGCGAUGGAAAUCGAGUCGGUUUCGCUGGGAGAGGAGCGGAGCCGGCUCAAAGAUCUGCCGAACGACGAGGAGGACUCUCCCCGCGGGGAGAGCGACGACUCGCGGGACACGAAGGCGACGCUGGAGGACGAUCCGUCGAUCGCCACGGAGAAACCGGAGGCGCUGUGCGACUACGACAUCCCCGAAACGCCGGUUGUGGUUCCGAAGAAACACCGCGGGCGGAAGCGGACGAAGCAGCGGACGCUGGAGGACGAGCUGAACCCGCUGCGACGCAGCAAGAACGAAGUGGAGGAGAUGCUGCGUCGCGGAUUGUACAAGUGCGUUAUGGAGGACGCCGAUACCGACGCGCUCGAUUUCGAUUUGGAUCUCGACGCCAUUCUCGCGGGGACACACUCCGUUUCCACGGUUUCUCUCUUUGAUGUAGGCCAUCGCGCCGCAUGCUGCGGAUCCCCGCGAGGACGCGGCCAACCCGCAUGCUGCAGGGUCUCCCGCGGGGGGCGGUACGAUCUACACGAAGCGGCAGUUCAAUCCGGAAGCGAACGCGUCGCAGAUCGAGCUGAACGACCCCGAGUUCUGGGAGAAAAUGCUGAACCAUCCGGACGCGGACACGCUGUGGAAGCGACUGCAGGACACGCAUUACAUGGAGGACCACGCGCUGGUGCUCACAUGGACGCGCGAUCUGGAGUUCUUGGUGAACGAGCUCUCCGAGGAGCUGCGGGAGGACAACACGAGCGAGUACGCGCUGCACGAAGCGGAGACCGUGAAUCGAAUCCUCGUCACCGCGUCCGGAAUGCCCACCGUCUUCGGCAAGAAGCUCGCGCAGCAGAUGUUUCAUUGGAUCGAGCAGCUCGAGACGCUCCGCUUCCGCCGACGCACCACCAAACGACCCGGUUUCCACGAUUCCACGAUUCGAUGUAGACGAUCUGCUGCUGAGCGCGCCGACGAAAGCUCCGGACACGAUCCAGGGCAUGUGCUUCCGCUGCUAUCGCGAGGAGGGUCCGGAGAGAGAGCACCAGCUGAUCGCGUGCGCGGGUCGCUGCUGCCGGCAGUUCCAUUUGGGCUGCGUGGGGCUGAAGCAGGCGCCGAGCAAGUGGAAGUGCCGCGCCUGCGUGACCAAGCAGCGCGAGUGUUUCCUCUGCCAUCGACGCGGACAGGAGGGAGACGCGGUGGGGAAGGGCAAGAAGCGGAGCUUCGCGUUCUACGAGCAGUGGCUCCGCGUGAACGACAUCGAACAAUUCAUUACGCUGUUCGGAUCGGGCGGAGUGAUCGACGCGGAUCGCAGUCUGUACCAGAUCGACGAGCCGCUGAUUAAAUGCGCGCAGCACAACUGCGGAUGCUUCUAUCACAUGUCGUGCGUGCAGAAGGCGGCGGACCGCUUCGUGCGGUAUGAGGAGCAGCAUCCCUGCAUGUUCCGAUGCCCGCGGCAUUAUUGCAGGCUCUGUGGAAAGAAUGCGCUGAAUCAAGUGUUGUUGGUGUGUGUAAAGUGUCCGAACGCGUUCCACGCGAGCUGUCUCAGCACGAUUCCGCACCAGACGCUCGUUCGUAAGUUCAUUAUUUGUAACGAGCAUGAUGCCGAAACCAAGCCGUCGAAGCGGAAGAGCGCGACGGAGACUGCGGGAAAAGACGACAAACGCGCGGAGAAGGAGGGCGGCCGCGUGGAGAGCGCGCGGAAAAGGAUGCGCGUGACGCGCCGCAAGAAUGCUCCGAUCGCAGAGAAUGCCGAUGGGGAAGACAUGGAGCUGUAGUUAUAUUAUACACGUAUCGUUUUGAG
Blastocystis hominis is the source of this 5500-nucleotide messenger RNA. RefSeq lists its product as hypothetical. Gene Ontology annotation, cellular component: nucleus; chromatin. Gene Ontology annotation, molecular function: ATP binding; histone binding; chromatin binding. Bases 1 to 4647 code for a protein of 1548 amino acids. The record is from RefSeq and is a predicted model, not a curated record. Gene Ontology annotation, biological process: chromatin remodeling. The transcript is spliced from 5 exons. NCBI's taxonomy places the organism in Eukaryota, Bigyra, Opalinata, Blastocystidae.